Dioscorea cayenensis subsp. rotundata (Guinea yam) is the source of this 1320-nucleotide messenger RNA. Its product is annotated as mitochondrial metalloendopeptidase OMA1-like. NCBI's taxonomy places the organism in Eukaryota, Viridiplantae, Streptophyta, Magnoliopsida, Dioscoreales, Dioscoreaceae. The record is from RefSeq and is a predicted model, not a curated record. Gene Ontology annotation, cellular component: membrane. The transcript is spliced from 3 exons. Gene Ontology annotation, molecular function: metalloendopeptidase activity. Bases 134 to 1264 code for a protein of 376 amino acids.
UGUUGGCAUUUUCUUCGGUGAGAAACCUACAUCUAUCAUAAAAUAAUUGAACAAAAGGGUGCAAGAAAUAACACAAUAAGAAAGACUCCUGCCUUCCUCACUCACUGGUCUAAACCUCCAAACGAAAAACGAAAUGAACUUCCUCUGUAGGUCACUCCCCCUCCUCUGUCGCUCCAUCUCCUCGAAGAUCCCUUCUUCUCCCAGACCCCAUUUUCCUCUUUCUCCUCCUCUCUUCUCGAGGUCCAUCUCCAACCCUAACCCCACCGCUGGACUUAUCCCCAAUCCAUCCUUGUCAUGGCGCCGGUUCUGCAACCUCGAUCGACUCCAGCCCCAGCAAUGGCACCAUAACCGCCGCACCAUCCUCCAACCCCUCGCCGUUCUUCUUGGUGUCAUCGUUGGCGGCGGAGGCAUCAUCUAUUACCGCUAUUUUGAGACCGUCCCUUUCAGUAACAACUCCCGCUUGGUCAUCGUCUCUCCUUUGGCUGAGCGAGAUAUCAGCGAGAUCGAGUUUCAGAAGCUGAAGAACGGCCUCGAGGGCAGGAUCCUCCCCGGCAACCAUCCCGACACCAUCCGCGUCCGCCGCAUCUCCGAGAACAUCAUCGAAGCCAUUCAACCAUGUCUCAACCAUGACAAGCGGCAGUGGGGCAAUCUCAGUUACGCUUUUGAGAUCCAUGACAAGUGGCAGUGGGGAGAUCUCUGGUACGCUUGUGAGAUCCAAGCUCUUGAGCAGUCCCCGGAGACCACGAAGAAGGCGGCGGAGGCUGAGAGUUGGGAGGUGCUUGUGGUGAGCGAUAAAACUUUCUAUGCCUUUUGCCUUCCGUGUCGCAAGAUUGUGGUUUCCACCAGAGUUCUUGAUCAUCUCAGGACGGAUGCCGAGAUCGCCACUUUGCUUGGGCAUGAGGUUGCCCAUGUUGUUGCUCGCCAUGGUGCUGAGAUUGCUACAAAAGGCUUGUGGAUGGAUAUUCAUUUCAUGCCACGUUUCUGUUGUUUUGAUCAUGAAAAAAUAGUGGAUGCUUUAAUGCGGAAAGAGGACCUCUGCACAAGAAUGGAAAUGGAGGCAGAUCAUAUUGGCCUCUUGUUGAUGGCCUAUGCGGGAUAUGACCCAAGUGUCGCACCAAGGGUUUAUGAAAAACUUACAGGGAUCAAGUGGAAGACUUUAUGGCACUAUUCCUCAACUCGCCCUGCAAGCUUGGAAAGAACAGAACAGAUGGAAGCAGCACUGUCUGUGUACAGGGGUGUGUUUGCCAGUAAUGUUUGUUUCUGAUUUCCUUAUUAAUUGGGCAUGUAAAUCGACUUUUCUUUAGUAUCUUCAUGUUUUUA